Penicillium canariense is the source of this 1743-nucleotide messenger RNA. RefSeq lists its product as uncharacterized. The coding region runs from base 1 to 1743 and encodes 580 amino acids. Lineage: Eukaryota; Fungi; Ascomycota; Eurotiomycetes; Eurotiales; Aspergillaceae. The record is from RefSeq and is a predicted model, not a curated record. The transcript has 4 exons. Gene Ontology annotation, molecular function: protein binding; DNA binding.
AUGGUCGUGUCUCUGGGUGAUCUUCCGGAGGAGAUUCUUCAUUCGAUUUUAUGCUACUUGCACCCUUGCUCCUCUGCUGCGCUGGAGCAAACCAGCCACCGAUUCAAGAAUGUGACCAAUGGACCACUGUUAUGGCGCCGCUACUGCGAAUUCUAUUACAAGUCAUGGGACCGAAAGCAUGAGAUUUUACAGAAACUUGCGGUUCCGGUUUUGUCUGUGGACUGGAAGGCGCUCUUCGUAUUGAGAUACCAGAUUGACCGCUCUGUCACUCGGCUUCUGGAUAGUAUUCUUGCCAGUCAAACUGGGCGCAUCGAGAAAUUUCGCGCCGUCAUCGAUUAUGGGUCCGAUGCGAAAGAUACACUUCUGCGACAUAGUCGAGUAGAAUCGGGAGAGGAUCAUCUUGCCAGAAGGUACUAUGCGCGAGCGCUUUUGACCUGUCUUCAUCGGAGUAUUGCAGUUCCCGAAUGGGCCAAGCUCCGACGCGGCGAGCCCGUGUCACUUGAACGUGCCUUGGGUGCAUUCGACCUGUUUAUUCCCGAAAGCGGGUACGGUGACCUGGACGAAGUUAAAAAUACACUUACUGACCUUGUCGCUCAAUUUCGUGCUUCCCACUUGGACAUGGGUGUUCUCCGCCCCCGCGACAAGGCGCUGUCGCUAGCUUCUUGGCUGCGAGAUAAUGAUCUAACGGGGAUCGAGCUGGGUAAGGAGUACCAUGCCUUGGAACAUAACUUCCUUGGCUUAGCGCUGAAGAGUCCGGGGCAUAACUCGCUUCCCCUGAUCUCUGCGGCCAUUUAUUGCUAUGUGGCGCAAGAAAUCGGCCUGAAUGCCCACCCUUGCGGAUUUCCAUUCCAUGUCCAUGUUAUUGUUACCCCGCCGCCAGGCUUGGACAUGAACGGCGACACUCUAUCCGGGGAGGACGUCGGUCUUCCCAUGUAUUUGGAUCCAUUUCGGGGAGCACGCGAGACCCCUGUGUCUGAUCUCCGAGAUCAGCUCAUCUUCCUUGGCGCUUCCGCGACGGAGCAGACGGCAUUCCUGGGCCAGUCGUUGACAUCUGAGAUCGUCUUGCGUUGCAGCAGAAAUAUUUGGACUUCGAUCCAUUCCGCGCCUCAUCAUCCGGACGGGCCCGUGUCCUCGGUGGAUGUGGUGAGUGCCAAGUACGCCUCCCUAUGGUCCUCAAUGCUCCUCUCGGGCGAUUCCCGGCCAAUGGACCUGCGUCACCACCUGCCAUUGCUGAUGGAGCUUUUUGCAACGGAUUUUCCUUCCGAUAUAUUCUUGGUGGAGCAAUAUAUCGUGCCACUUUUCCAAGGUCUCUUCGAGCAUGAACACAUCUUAGAAAGUCUGCACGUUAUGCGAGCCGUCGAUGAGAUUCCUAAGCAGGUGCGCCGGCGGUCUGGUGAGAAUAAGAACAUCGGAUACACUGUGGGGCAGGUUUUCCGACAUCGCCGCUAUCAUUAUCGGGCUAUCAUCACCGGCUGGGACUCUGAAUGUGGCGCGGGUGAGCAGUGGAUGCGGCGAAUGGGCAUUGAUCGCUUACAGGCCGGCCGUCAUCAAAGUUUCUAUCACGUUCUAGUGGAGGAUCGAAGCGUCCGUUAUGUAGCAGAGGAAAACAUCGAACUCAUUCUCCCUGAGCUAAGCGAUUUGCCCCCAGGGCUGCUGACCAUUGCCGGGAAGCAUUUCAAGCGCUGGGAUGAAACGGCCCGGGCCUUUGUUAGUAAUGUGCGCGAUGAAUAUCCGGAUGAUUGA